Messenger RNA from Pelmatolapia mariae (spotted tilapia), 7916 nucleotides. Its product is annotated as bridge-like lipid transfer protein family member 2. Bases 194 to 6946 code for a protein of 2250 amino acids. The record is from RefSeq and is a predicted model, not a curated record. Lineage: Eukaryota; Metazoa; Chordata; Actinopteri; Cichliformes; Cichlidae. The transcript is spliced from 40 exons.
GCCAGCUGAGCACGACGAACCGGAGAACAGUGUUUACUAAGCUCUGAGUCAACUGUCAUAUGAAACUGCUCUGUCUGCAGCGUUACACUGCGCUGCGACAGCUCGGUGUUGUGAAUAUGUCAGGCAGCUGAGAGAAGAUAAGGAGCAGCCAGACUCAUGUCCCAAGAUUUGGGUGUGAACAACUAGAGACACAAUGUCUCUCCUGCUGAUAUCAUUAAUUUUAAUCUUUUUGCUGGCUAUUGGUGUGCUGUGUGCCAUUUUCAGGUGGCUUAUAUGCACCCUGGCUGUGCGAUUCUUCCAAACUGCCUUCAAUGCUGAUCUGAAGAUUAAAUCAGUAGGACUGUUUUCUGUCCAAGGAGUCAGUAUCCAGUUUCACCCCCAGCAUACUUUGGAAAUUGACAGGAUAUGGAUUUCAAGUAAACUUCUAAACCAGGAUUUACCGCGAUACCUGGCAUUCUGUGUCGGAGAAACCAGAGUCCGGUUUGACUUGCAAGCACCACUGAAACCUUUGGUGAAGCAGAGCCAUGGAAAAAAGUCGGCGAAGAUUUCUGUCAGCCCCAAAACGCUUCGAUUCUUGUCACAAUUGCUGUCAUUCCACAUCAGCUCCAUCAACGUGAUGGUACUAAACCUAGCACUGCCAGAAUCUCUAUGGCACAUGACUAUUGCAGGUAUCACCUUGUUACUUGACCACCAGAGUAAAAGGUUGGCAUGGAACUUCUCGGUUGGACAGCUAAGCAGUAAAGUGCUCAAAAGCAGUGAACUGGACAUAUGUUUGGCUGAAGUGGCACUUAGCCUGUUGUUAUCUGGAGAUGUGAGGUUACCAGAGAUGAAGCCAGGUUGUCUGUCCCUGAGUGUGAGGACUCUAAUGGCAGAGCUGCACGAGGGGCUGUUCCUCAGUCAACUCCAGCUUCCAGCAGUUUCCCACAAAGAGAAAGAUCAUGGUGCAUUUGAGAGUGAAAAUGAUGAAUUUAUCCAGACUGAGACUGUGCAACGCUUUCAUCAGCUGAUUCCCCACAAGGUCAAUGUGGAAUUUGAUAACACAAACAUAACCCUGUCGAUGCACAGCCAGAAACGACACCUGAACUGGACUCUAAAGUCUUUAAAGGUCUGCUACGGACGUGACAACGAGCAGCUUCCUCUUAAAAGCUUCACUCCUGAGCUGAGCUUUCCCCAGAGCAGCUUGGAGCUCCUUCUCGAGGAUGGACUUCUGCUCUCUCAAAGUAGGCAAAGAAUUCUUUGUGUGAACACAAUCAAGACAACCCUGCAGGUUACAUCAAUUGACAUCUCAGGGUCAGUCGUCGUCAACACUUGCAUCAUUCACUACCGUCACCAGGAGUUUUCCCAUUGGCUAAAUCUAUUUCCAUGGGAACAGCUAUUCCACAGGAAGGAAGCACACAGAAAAAGUCUGUUAGAUUAUUUGCCCACCCUCCUUUUCCUCAGGCGCCUCCCUCACCUGGAUGCUCCCGUGAUGAUCACCACCUCUGUGUCCAACAUCAAUGUGUCUGUUCAGCUGGGAGACACCACACCUUUUGCUCUGGGCUUCCUCUCUGCUAAUGGAGAACUGCGGCAUAUCCUUGACAUUAAAGUUGAGAGCGAGAAUCAAGAGUCCCAAAAUGUGCACGAACGUGCCUCGCUGUCCUUGGACAACUUCUGGUGGAGAGUGGGUCAGGGGUCUCAUAUCCAGCAGGCACCCCACCCUCCUGGUAAACAUGUAUGGGGAGAAGCCCUAAUCCUAGACUCACUCAGCCUGCAGGGGAGUUUGAACCGACCCCACGUGAAGUCGAGCAGCCAGCCUCUGAGUCUGAACGUUGAGUCCAGCCUGAAAGGGCUUCAAGUGGAGCUUUCAGAGACCUGUGCACUGUGUCUGUCUCGCCUGCUAUCUCUCAUGUGUUUUCCUCGUCAUCCAGAGUCACAGCUGCCAGAUGUGACUCCAUUGUCUCCUUGUAAUGACGACACCAUAAAACCUAUCCCCUCCUCACAGCUACACCUGCUUUUUAAAGUGGACUGCUGUCUAGAGGACGUUAAUGUCUUCACACUUUCUAAUGUUGCAGGAGCUGUAUCUCUGCGGAUGGACACUGUCAGAGUCCUGACCUCUGCUGAGAGCUCCAGGGUGUCUCUGCAGGGGGUCAGCUUGUCUGUGAUCAAGACAGUCACAGAGAACAUGGAAGUAUGUUGUCCCGCGUCUCAAACCAUCAACCCUAUAGUAAAACUCACCACAUUAACGCUGUGGUACCACAUCACCACCCACACCAUACAGGUUCAAUGUGAAGAGGAUCUUACUGUCGAAUGGACGCCACCAGACCACAUGGUCCUAUAUCAGCACAUGACUGAAGGUCAGGUGUGUUGGUUAAUGCUGUGUGGAGAGAAAGGAGAGGAAAAGCCAGUUAAACCAGUGAACACUGAAGCUGCCUCAGGUCAGAAUAGAGGCCUGUGUUUGCGUGUUGAACUGGGCUGUACUCGUUUAACUGCUCAUGUUACUGAUCAGAACUACAUUCUGCUGCACAUGGAUGCACUCUCUCUCUCAAAGCAAGGCAGUUCUAUGCAUAUGCGCUCUCCCUCAGUGAUCUUCAACUUUGAUGGCAACAAUAUAGUCUCUUUUAAUGGCCUAGAUGUGGAGACACAUGCAGAUCUGACUGAAAUGCAGCUGCACAGAGACACUUUCCCCUUCCUCACCACUCCUCAUAACCGUGUCUGGGUAUUGACAUGUCCUUCCUUAUCUAUGGAGUUCCCCUACCAGUACAAUUUCUCAAACACAUUUGACAAAGCUAUUAGUGUCCAGAAGUGGCUAAAAAGUCUCCAUCACUCCCCAACCCAGACCUCAGCAACCCAACGUCUGCCGCCUGACCUCAUCUUCAAAAUUAGCCAGUUCUCAUUUGUCUUCCUGGAUGAUGUCUUCGAAAUCAAGCUGCGAGACAACUAUGAACUGAUGAAGGAUGAAAGUAAAGAGAGUGCAAAGCGUCUGCAGCUUCUGGAUAAGAAGGUGGCAGAUCUCCGCAAGCAGCAUGGAGAACUUCUCCCGGCUAGAAAGAUAGAAGAGCUGUAUAGUUCACUGGAGAAAAAGCAUAUAGAGAUCUACAUCCAGCGUUCACGCCGCCUCUAUGCAAACACACCCAUGAGGAAGUCGCUGCUGACCUGGACUGUUUCAGACUUACAACUUGUCGUCAUUGCUGAUCAGUCCCUUCAUGGGCCCGAGAGGGUGAGAGAACAGUUGAGGGACAUUGAUGGGAUCAGUCCCUUCCCCAGAGAUGGGCUCCCUCUGGUCAUCCAAUGGUGCCGUGCGGUCAAGUUUAAACUAGCUGCAUUUUUGGUGAGAAUUCGAGACUACCCUCGCUACUUGUUUGAGAUCCGUGACUGGGAGCUGUCGGGGCGUCUGAUUGGCACAGAGCAAGAUGGACAGCUGAGAGGUCGGCGCAAACAGACUGUCCCCCUUGGACCACCAUGGGGAGAUGUAACAGUCCACAGGAAUAUGCCACCACUCAAGUUCUACUAUGACUUCAAAUCCAACAUCUCUCUGUACACUAUUGUUUGGGGGCCGUGUUGGGACCCUGCCUGGACUUUGAUUGGCCAGUCAGUUGACCUUCUGACCAAACCCACAGCUGAUCCCUCGCCUCUUCUGGCCUGGUGGGACAAAAGUCGUCUCCUUCUGCACGGGCGCUGGGUCAUGGACAUUGAUCAGGCCAAUCUUCAUCAGCUGGCUACAGAGGAUCCCUAUAAUACCACGGAAAAUUUGCACUGGGAGUGGAAUAAGCUGAACUUUGACUGGAACCCCGGCCAGUUUGCUUUUAAAGGAGACUUGGAUGUAAAUGUCAGGACCGCGUCAAAGUAUGAUGAUAUCUGUUUUCUACACCUACCCAACCUGUGUAUGACCCUUGAUCUCCAAUGGCUUUGCCAUGGCAAUCCCCAUGACCACCACGCUGUAAUGCUCUGCUGUGCGGAGAACAUUGCAGACGUGACCUCAGGACAGCCUCACGACUCUUACAGAGCUUUUCGCUCUGAGAACCUCAACCUCUCCAUCACCAUGGACCUUAACCAGCAUUGUGGCACAGACACUUACCAGCCCAGAAUCCUCCUGUACAGCAGCACACUGCGCUGGAUGCAAAAUUUCUGGGCCACCUGGACAAGCGUAUCUCGGCCAAUCUGCAGAGGCAAGCUCUUCCAUAGCCUCAAGCCAAUUCGCAAGAAGCUUGGUCAGCACUACAAGCAGAUGUCCUACACAGCUGCCUUUCCACAACUACAAGUGCAUUAUUGGGCCUCCUUUGCCCAGCAAAGAGGUAUCCAACUGGAGUGCAACAAAGGCCACGUCUUCACUCGGGGCACACAAAGACUUAUUCCACAGGCUGGCACUGUGAUGAGGAGGCUGAUCUCUGAGUGGAAUGUGACUCAGAUGGUUAGUGAACUCUCACAGGUGACAGUCCACCUGAUGGCCUCCACCUGGGAUGAGACUGCUGACCACCAGAUCAACACUCAAGUGAAGAAGACUCACCUGCUCAGCCUGUCAUCCCUUAGCUACCAACGACAGAGCAAUCGCAUGGAGGAGGAGGUGAACACAAAGGAUGAAACAAAUGCCUCUUAUACUCACAAAUUGCGUCUGGUGGAUCUACGUGCUUCCUGGACAACUACAAACAGAAACAUAGCCUUUGGGCUAUAUGAUGGCUACAAAAAGGCAUCUGUACUGAAAAGAAAUCUCUCCACUGAAGCUUUGAAAGGUCUGAGAAUCGACACACAACUGCAGACAAAGAAGCUGAAACGCUCUCCUACCACCUACUCCCCCAGCACAGUUCCUACCAUACCAGUUGUUGCUUCUGUCAACCGAUCAGAAAAAAGUCCAAACGAAGGCACAUCGAUGCUUCAGAAGUUGAUUGAGGAGACAGACAAGUUUGUGGUGUUUUCAGAAGAGGAUUCAGGUGUCAGCGACCAGCUGUGUGGCAUUGCAGCCUGUCAGACUGAUGAUGUAUAUAACCGCAACUGGUUUAUUGAGUUGGUCAACUGUCAGAUGAUGUUGCGUGGCACAGAGACUGCCGGCUGUGUACUGGUGUCUGCAGCAAAGGCUCAACUGCUGCAGUGUGAACAUCACCCUGCCUGGUAUAACGACACCUUGAAGCAGAAGACCACCUGGACCUGUCUGCUGGAUGGUAUGCAGUAUUUUGCCACCAUGGAGCCCAACCCAUCUGAACAAGAGGACCGGCAGUUGUGGCUGGAGGUGAAAAACAUUGAGGAGCACCGGCAGCGUAACCUGGACUCGGUGCUGGAGCUGAUGGAGAGUGGCCAGGCUGUGGGAGGAAUGGUUAGCACCACAACAGAUUGGAACCAGCCCGCACAGGUGAACGAGUCUCAGCAGGUUCAGCGUAUCAUCUCGCGCUGUAGUUGCCGGAUGCACUACAUCAGUUACAGUCAUGACAUCAACCCAGAGCUGGCCACUCAGAUUAAGCCUCCAGAGCUGAGGAACAACCACGAGAAGGAAGACCUGCUGAAGAAACAGGCUGGUGCUGUGGACACCUUCACUCUUAUUCAUCAUGAUCUUGAGAUAUCCACUAACCCAGUUCAGUAUGCUAUGAUUCUGGACAUUGUCAACAACCUGCUCUUACACGUGGAGCCCAGACGCAAGGAGCACAGUGAGAAAAAGCAGCGAGUGCGUUUCCAGUUGGAGAUUUCCAGUAACCCCGAGGAGCAGCGCAGCAGCAUCUUGCAUCUUCAGGAGGCCGUUAGGCAACACCUUGCUCAAAUUAGACGCCUUGAGAAACAGAUUUAUUCAAACAUCAGGGCGCAAUCCGAGGAACUGGGUUGCGAUGAACUGAACGAGAUUAACGCACGAUUGCAGCACCAGCUGAACCAGGAGAAGAAUGACAUGCAGAUGAAGAGUGAAGAGCUCAACAUCCUUAUCAGAUGCUUUAAGGAUUUCCAGCUGCAGCGGGCAAAUAAGCUGGAGUUACGUAAGCCUCCCGAGGAUGUGAGUGUAGUGAGGAGAACAGAGAUCUACUUUGCACAGGCCCGCUGGUGUUUGACAGAAGAGGACGGACAGCUUGGUAUCGCUGAGCUGGAGCUCCAGAGAUUCAUGUACAGCAAGCUGAACAAGUCUGAUGAUACAGCAGAGCAUCUUUUGGAGCUUGGGUGGUUCACAAUGAACAACCUGCUACCAAACGCAGCGUACAAGGUCGUACUUCGUCCACAGAGUAACUGCCAGUCUGGACGCCAGUUUGCUUUGCGGAUCUUCAGCAAAGUGCGCCCCCCUGUGGGAGGAAUCUCUGUGAAGGAACACUUUGAGGUGAAUGUGGUGCCUCUCACCAUCCAGCUGAUGUACCAGUUCUUCAAACGAAUGAUGGGGUUUUUCUUCCCGGGGAGAAAUGUUGAAGAGGAGGAGGUCACAGAUGAAGAAGACAAAUUUAGGCUGGUUACUACUGGUAUCCCUGUCAAACCUCGGCCAUCGUCAGAGGACACCAUGGGUGCUAUGGGUCCCAGUAAAGGUGUCACCCAGGGACUGAACCGCACUGCUGGGGUUAGAAGGUCAUUCAGGAAGGCUCCAGAGCAUCCUGUCGAUGACAUCGAUAAGAUGAAAGAGCGAGCUGCAAUGAACAACUCAUUCAUCUACAUCAAGAUUCCACAAGUGCCUCUCUGUGUCAGCUAUAAGGGUGAAAAGAACAGUGUCGACUGGAAGGACUUGAAUCUGGUUCUGCCUUGCUUGGAGUACCAUAACAAUACAUGGACAUGGCUCGACUUUGCCAUGGCUGUUAAAAGAGACAGCCGAAAAGCACUUGUAGCGCAGAUGAUAAAAGAGAAACUGCGUCUGAAGCCAGCUUCGGGCUCAGACUUGAGGGGGAAGGCAUCUGAAGGGAAGGCGGACAACAGCCUACAGCAGCAGGAAGAAGAUGAGAAAGCACGACUCCUCAUUGGUCUCAGCACUGCAGACAAGAGCUCCGGCAAGAAGAGUAUCUUCAGACGACAUAAGUGACGCCUGGAAUUGAGUGGAUAGUGGUCUACAGCAGCUGCAGGGAAAAAGUACAGAGCAUCACUCUGGCUUUGUGAAUCAAGAUGAAAAAGGGAGCACGAUGGAAUAUUUCAAGUGGAUUUAGGAAAUAUCUUACUGUAUCACAUGAGCCUGCUGAUCUAUCUUUUUUUCUUCUUUUUUUCAGUUAACUCCUAUUGUGUCUUAGAUUUGAAUCUCAAGCAGCUCCGGGAUAACUGGAGUGCCAUUUUGACCAAAUAUAAAUUAUUCUGUUUAUUUGUGUGCCAUUUAAAAACUUCACUCUGGUGUCAUAAAUUGCAACCUUUGGAAAGAACGACCGCUUUGGUUGCACUGAAUGUAGCGAGGAAGGUUUACAGUAUGUAGCUGGCACUUCACUGUUACUGUUUCCUCUGCUUCUGAAAAUCCCAGACCGACAUGCUACUUCCUGCUGGCUCAGGAACACGGUCCACUCUGCUUGAAGAAAUGACACUUAACUGAAGCACCUGUCACUUGUUUAAAACAAAAAACCAAAUCUGAUCAUAGAAUAUGUUUUAUCAAUUAAAGCUUAAAGAAACUGAUCGUGGCUGUAUGACUGUCGCUGACAGGAAGGCCUUUAUCCCCAUAUAAAAUGCUAUUUUAUAUUUUCCAUGUUGAAUGGUGGCCUGCUUCCUCUCAGCUCACUGUUUUUCUGUACCUCACCUCAGUGCAAUAUGACAGGAACAGAGCAACAAAAACAUGGUGAUGUGUGGUAAAAUGUGGCACUUGGUGUGUGUGACAGUAUUGUAAAAAAAAAAAAAAGAACGCGUGUUGCACCUAACUGCUGAGUGUGUUUUGUAAUUUGAACACUAAAGCACUUUUAUGCAAAGUAUUUUGAUAUUUUUGUAACCGCGGUUGUUUUCUGUUGAAUUGUUGCUAAAUCCUGAUGUUUGUCACAUUUCUGAUCAGCCCUGAAUAUUUCAAUUAAAAGGAUCGUAUC